AUGGCAUGUUCCUUUGGUGCCAUGAAUGCAUCUCCUGCACUGUCUGUAAACUCUAUGUCACAAUUGACACACAUUAAAACAAACCAGCGGGGACACCUUCUCUAUGACGAUGCUGUAGUCUUGCUGGGACACACGGGUGCAGUUCUCACUUCCAAAUUCAGUUUGGAUGGAACGUGUAUAGUGUCUGGGGGUAUGGACCGUACAAUCCGUCUAUGGCAUCUACCUCAAAAUGAAUUUGAGAGCACACCCAACUUCGGAGUAUUAGAAGGUCACAAGUCAGCGGUUACUUCAAUGCAGUGGAAAGACAUGGAGACUCUCUUUUCGGUGUCUGCUGACAGAACAAUUGGGUUUUGGGACACCAUCACAGGUGACCGCAUUAGUAACGGAAUCGGCCAUGAAUUGAGUGUAAACGAUUGCAGUGUCAGUUACUCUGCAACAUCUAUCAGCGUAGGCGAUGACGGUAUGCUCAUGUCCUGGGAUGGACGGGUGAAAAAGGCGACUUCGUCAAUCACAACUCUGUUUCCUCUUCUUUGUUGCGAGCUCAGCAAAGAUGGGUCAAUUGCGUACGUUUCAGGUAUCGAUCCGUGUGUCAAAGCGUAUGACAUGUCUAAUGGAGAACUCUUGUGGUCGUGUCAAGUGGCACAGGAUACCGUGACAGGUCUCGCAUUAAGCUCGGAUGGCUCACGAUUAGCAUGCCGUCUGGUGGAUGGCCAUGUCGUAACCAUCAAUGCAUCAAAAUCAGUGCCGACUGGCAUAUCUAGAGUUGGCCCUUCGUUUGAAGGCGCGACACCACGUCCGCUGCGCAACAUCGUUCGAACCUGUUUCUCAACAGACGAUGUGUUCCUCACAGCUGGCUCUGAUUGCCAAGAAGCUUUGGUUUGGGAUAGCGCGUCUCGUAGAAUGCGUGCAAGAUAUACAGAUCACAAAGAUGCAGUUUUGCAAACAGAUUUUCACCCGUCUGAAAGUAUACUCAUGAGUUGUGCUAUUGACGGAAAUAUCGUGGUGCGCCAAUGCGACUUCAAAACUUAA
Messenger RNA from Australozyma saopauloensis, 1029 nucleotides. RefSeq names its product WD40 repeat domain-containing protein. NCBI's taxonomy places the organism in Eukaryota, Fungi, Ascomycota, Pichiomycetes, Serinales, Metschnikowiaceae. The transcript has a single exon. Gene Ontology annotation, molecular function: RNA binding; protein binding. Bases 1 to 1029 code for a protein of 342 amino acids. The record is from RefSeq and is a predicted model, not a curated record. Gene Ontology annotation, cellular component: catalytic step 2 spliceosome.